AUGGCAUCUGCCGGACUUACCCUGGUGGACUGGAAGCGAACUUGUGAAGAUGCCUUGCACCGUUUGCGAGCAGAUGUGCUCGCUUCGUUGUGGAAAGUGCGCCCAGCGUUCGCGCGGGUGACGGCAGCUGGCCCCAGCGUACGCCGCCCCGCCGUACGCAGGCUCCUGGCGCUCGGUGACGUUCACGGUGACUUGGCUUCGUUGCGAAAGUGUUUAUCGCUGGCGAAUGUGAUCAAUGAAAAUGGUGAGUGGAUCGGUGGGGAUGCCGUCGUGGUGCAAGUCGGCGACGUCUUCGAUCGUGGCGACGCUGAGCGGGCAGUCUUGCACUUUCUCGACACCCUCGACAGGCAAGCGCGUGAGCGUGGCGGCGCCGUCUAUCGACUGCUCGGAAAUCACGAGGUCAUGAAUGUAGACCUGGACUUUCGAUACGUGACGCCUGGUGGUUUUGCCGAGUUCCGUCGGCGGGACUGGGAGCUCGCCGGUCGCGCCCUCGAGAAGGCCUACCGAGAGUUGCCGCCGGUGCUGCGUCAGCGCGUCAAGGCGCUACCCCGAGAGCAGCGUGCCCGCGCGAUGGCGCUUGCUCCGGGGUGCCCAACCGCCCGACUUUUGGCGGAACGCGGACAGCUCGUGCUGAUCAUUGGCGACACGUUGUUUGUGCACGGUGGCCUGCGUCCGGAUCACGUGGCGUAUGGCCUCGAGCGGCUCAACGCCGAGACUCGUGCCUGGAUGGAGCGACGUGCGGCAGCGGCAUGGUCGACACGGCUGCCGAUGAAUCCCUGGAAGGCCACGAUACCGCGCAUCACCGAAAGUGUCCCCAGAGUCGGGGUUGCGCGCUUUGGCUCCACAGCAGCAGCAGCAGCAGCAGCAGCAGACGUCUCAUCUAAGCCAGAGUUCCUGAAGGGCUCGCGCUCCCCGGUAUGGAUGCGAACAUACUCGGCGCCGCAUUUGCGUUCUGACUCGGACGCUUGUCGCGAGCUCGAGGAGACGUUGCGCCGCGCUGGUGUACGACGCAUGGUUGUAGGCCAUACACCGCAAGUCGUCAUCAAUGGAGCGUGUCGGGGUCGCGUGUGGCGUGUCGACACGGGCAUGAGUGCCGCGUAUGGUGGCGCUUGCGAGGUGCUUGAAAUCAGCGAAACGCACGGUAUUCGGAUAUUUACAGACCACGGCGUGGUGCGCGGCGAGCGUCGGCUUCUUCCUUGA
Cyanidioschyzon merolae strain 10D is the source of this 1200-nucleotide messenger RNA. RefSeq lists its product as hypothetical. NCBI's taxonomy places the organism in Eukaryota, Rhodophyta, Bangiophyceae, Cyanidiales, Cyanidiaceae. Gene Ontology annotation, molecular function: hydrolase activity. The record is from RefSeq and is a predicted model, not a curated record. The transcript has a single exon. The coding region runs from base 1 to 1200 and encodes 399 amino acids.